CAACCGAUAUUAAUAUAUUGACGGAAGAAUUUACCAAGCUAUGACAGUCUGGGCGAUCCGGGUUUAGCUAACAUUCGGUCGACCAUCGCAAGAACCACCCCUAUGAGAGGGUAUACAAAUCUGGCGGUCGUCCACCUGGACUUCCAGCCUUGAACCCUCAACGCUCAGUCUACUCCCACCAACUUACGCUCGCGAUUAGAAGGCGCCACAAUGAAACUUCUACCGAACAGCAUCGCGCUCCUCGCGUCCGCAGCCAUAGUCACAGCGCAGACAUGCGAACUCCCCACGACAUACAAAUGGACAUCGUCCGAAGCGCUAGCGACCCCGAAGUCUGGCUGGGUCUCGCUUAAAGACUUCACCAGCGUCAUGUACAAGGACCAGCACCUCGUGUACGGGACGACGCACAACCAGGGAUCGGGCUGGGGCUCGAUGAACUUCGGGCUCUUCUCUAACUGGUCGGACAUGGCGUCCGCGAGCCAGAACGCGAUGAGCACAGGCGCCGUUGCUCCGACGCUAUUCUACUUCGAGCCCAAGGACGUAUGGGUGCUCGCGUACCAAUGGGGCACGACCGCGUUCACCUACCGGACCUCGACCGAUCCGACUGACCCGAACGCGUGGUCAUCGCCGCAGCCGCUGUUCAGCGGGACCAUAUCGGGUUCCAGCACGGGAUGCAUCGACCAGACAGUCAUCGGGGACGACACGGACAUGUACCUCUUCUUCACGGGCGACAACGGCAAGGUGUACCGCGCCAGCAUGUCCAUCGACAAGUUCCCCGGCGAUUUCGGCCGCACGUCAACCACCGUCCUAAGCGACACAACGAACAACCUGUUCGAAGCCGUCCAGGUGUACACCCUCCAAGGCCAGAAGAAGUACCUGAUGAUCGUGGAGGCGAUCGGGUCGAACGGCCGGUUCUUCCGCUCCUUCACGGCGGACAGCCUAAGCGGCGAAUGGAAACCCCAAGCCGCGACCGAAAGCGCGCCGUUUGCUGGGAAGAUGAACAGCGGAGCGACGUGGACGAAUGAUAUUAGCCAUGGUGACCUGGUCCGCAGUAAUCCCGACCAGACGAUGACGGUCGAUCCGUGUAAGCUGGAGUUGCUGUACCAGGGACGGGCGGCGGGAAGUGGUGGGAACUAUGGGCUCUUGCCUUACCGCCCUGCUGUGCUGACGCUGCAGCGAUAGUUGGGAUUGGGUACCUAAAAAGCUGGGUAUGGUUUGAGGUUACCUAGGUAUAUAUAGUAAACACGGAUUAUAUUGGUACAUCUACGAUAUCUUCUUUCUUGACUCGAACAUAGACAUGAAAAGAAACCUGUUGCAAAAACGACAAUUAUACUAUCCUCUACCUAUGCGCUAAUCGAGCGCUCAACAGAUCAAGAUAUUGCUUUGUGAUGAAUUUCGAUCCUCGUUCUAGGAUUCUGUGUCAGCUCCAAGACGUUUCCCUCGAAAAUAUCUGGAUUUGGUUCCGGCGCAUCGGGACCGGAUCUCUAACCGGUUAAUGUAGAAAAUUGUUUGAUCCUCCGGAAUGCCAAGGAUAGUAGAUGAAUUUUGGCAUCUGUAGCGCUCCAAUAG
This is a messenger RNA of Annulohypoxylon maeteangense, 1566 nucleotides long. Its product is annotated as glycoside hydrolase family 62 protein. The transcript has a single exon. Gene Ontology annotation, biological process: L-arabinose metabolic process. Lineage: Eukaryota; Fungi; Ascomycota; Sordariomycetes; Xylariales; Hypoxylaceae. Gene Ontology annotation, molecular function: alpha-L-arabinofuranosidase activity. The record is from RefSeq and is a predicted model, not a curated record. The coding region runs from base 211 to 1179 and encodes 322 amino acids.